CCUUUUUAUUUUGUUCUUGGGGAGGAUCACAACAAACACUUCGCUCAGAGAUUAAAGCAAGAAACAAUGAGCCGAAGUUUUCUUUUAAAAUUUCCCUCUUAAAAAAUUCGGGUCGUCUUCUUCAAGUAGCUGGAGUCCACCCUUGAUUCAGUUACCAGUCAUUUGGGGUUGAAUUAAUCGGUUUCUUUGAUUGAAGAAGAGGAUCCCCAUUUGAAGGAUCGGGGAUUUCUUCUACGGUUUGAUCGGCGAGAGAUCUGAAGCUCUGUGGAUUCUUGGUGCUUUGAAAUGGGGAGUUUGGGGGCGAUUUUGAGACAUCCAGAUGACAUUUACCCGCUUCUGAAACUGAAAAUGGCUGCCAGACAUGCCGAGAAGCAGAUCCCGCCGGAGUCUCAUUGGGGAUUCUGCUACACCAUGUUGCAUAAGGUCUCAAGAAGUUUUGCUCUCGUUAUUCAACAGCUUAAGCCCGAGCUUCGGAAUGCUGUAUGCAUAUUCUAUCUUGUUCUUCGAGCCCUCGACACUGUUGAGGAUGAUACAAGCAUACAAACAGAUAUCAAAGUGCCCAUUCUGAAAGCUUUUCACUGUCAUAUAUAUAACCGUGAUUGGCAUUUUUCAUGUGGCACAAAGGACUAUAAAGUUCUUAUGGACGAGUUUCAUCAUGUUUCAACUGCGUUCCUAGAACUCGGGAGAGGGUACCAGGAAGCAAUUGAGGAUAUCACGAAACGGAUGGGCGCAGGAAUGGCCAAAUUCAUUUGCAAAGAGGUAGAGACCGUUGAAGAUUAUGAUGAAUAUUGCCACUACGUAGCUGGACUUGUCGGACUAGGUUUAUCCAAGCUGUUCCACGCUUCGAAGUCAGAGGAUUUGGCACCCGAUUCUCUUUCAAAUUCUAUGGGAUUGUUUCUUCAGAAAACGAAUAUUAUUCGAGAUUACUUGGAGGAUAUCAAUGAGAUUCCAAAGUCUAGGAUGUUUUGGCCUCGUGAGAUUUGGAGCAAAUAUGCUGAUAAAUUAGAGGAUUUUAAAUAUGAGGAGAAUUCAGUCAAGGCCGUGCAAUGCCUCAAUGAUUUGGUCACUAAUGCUUUGAUCCAUGUGGAGGAUUGCCUAGAAUACAUGUCUAACUUGAAAGAUCUUUCCAUAUUUCGAUUUUGUGCAAUCCCUCAGAUUAUGGCAAUUGGAACACUAGCAUUAUGCUACAACAAUGUCGAAGUCUUCAGAGGGGUCGUCAAAAUGCGUCGGGGUCUUACUGCAAAGGUCAUUUAUCGAACGAAAACGAUGGCUGACGUCUAUGGAGCUUUCUUUGAUUUCUCUGUUAUGCUGAAGGCUAAGGUCAACAGCAGUGAUCCUAAUGCUUCUAAAACCCUGAGCAGGAUUGAGGCAAUACAGAAAACAUGCAAGCAGUCGGGGCUCUUGAACAAGAGGGAAUUGUAUGCAGUAAGAAGUGAGCCCAUGUGCAAUCUAGCUGCGAUUGUCGUACUUUUCAGCCUAUUAUGCAUCAUUCUCGCGUAUCUCUCCGCUAAACGUUUACCAGCUAACCAACCAGUAUGAGCGUCAAACUCCGGGUAUGAGUUUCAACAGAACGCACCACAAACAUGGGCAGUAUGUUUCAGUUUGUAGCUCAAUUAUUGUCUGAGUUUUGUUUGAAUAUUUAGUGUUUGUUUAGUACAGAGCAUGAAGCAAGUGAAAUUCUGUAACCUUCUAAUUUUCUAAUAAGGGAUUAAGUCUUGGAAUUAUAAUUUCUUCACAAAUGCUGUUCAUCA
Cucurbita pepo subsp. pepo (vegetable marrow) is the source of this 1751-nucleotide messenger RNA. Its product is annotated as squalene synthase 8. Gene Ontology annotation, cellular component: endoplasmic reticulum membrane. Gene Ontology annotation, biological process: lipid biosynthetic process; farnesyl diphosphate metabolic process. The record is from RefSeq and is a predicted model, not a curated record. NCBI's taxonomy places the organism in Eukaryota, Viridiplantae, Streptophyta, Magnoliopsida, Cucurbitales, Cucurbitaceae. Gene Ontology annotation, molecular function: squalene synthase [NAD(P)H] activity.